Messenger RNA from Mizuhopecten yessoensis (Yesso scallop), 569 nucleotides. Its product is annotated as papilin-like. The record is from RefSeq and is a predicted model, not a curated record. Gene Ontology annotation, biological process: extracellular matrix organization. Gene Ontology annotation, molecular function: metalloendopeptidase activity. The coding region runs from base 98 to 442 and encodes 114 amino acids. The transcript has 4 exons. Gene Ontology annotation, cellular component: extracellular matrix. Lineage: Eukaryota; Metazoa; Mollusca; Bivalvia; Pectinida; Pectinidae.
UUUUCUGUCGUUUUUCCAGGACUACCUUGAACAUAACCACGGUUGGGGCCCCUGGGGUGAGUGGACCAGAUGUAACGCCCAGUGUGGAACUGGGUCCAUGACCAGAGAUCGGGCGUGUAUCCGUGAAAAUCACGCUUGCCAUGGAAGCCGUUUGCAGUUUAAAGUUUGUAAUACUCAGGCGUGUCAAGCAGGUCAGACUACUUUGAGGGAACAGCUCUGCUCCACCCACGACGGGGAGGACAUUGGUCACGGACGUUACAGAUGGGCGCCUUACAUGAUCUUUGACGGAAGGUGCGAAUUGACAUGCCAUGCGCGAGGUCAAGGGUUCUAUACGACGUUUAAGGAUCCUAUCACUAAUGGAACCGUGUGCAAAAAGGACGGGUCAUCAGUUUGUGUGCAGGGCGUGUGUAAGGUAAGAAGAGAGUUGGCGAGGAACGUCUGACGUCACAAAUCGUGCAGUUACGUGAUACCUUAAUCAAGCAAUAUAUUUAUUAUUUAUUACAUCCGUAGAUAAAACUUGAUUAAAACUUACACUUUUGUAGUUUAAGCACAGGAUACAAAUUAAGCUG